AUGGGCUCAUGGAUUCUCAUGUCUCAGGUGACGUGCCGUCGGGCUUCUUUGUCCGGAGAUUGCAGGAUCGAAGGCUCAGCAACUCAGGGGGCUUUAGGGGCCGCAAUGGCCCGGUGCCGUUUCUGCCAGAGGUGUUGGAUCCGCCUAAGCAGCCUGUGGCUCCUGGACUGCCGGGACCCAAUAGAUGCCAGCCCGGGCCCGACGGUGUUGGGGUACAAGCCGGGCAGGGCCUCGUUUCAAAGUGUGGUGCGUGCGAUUCGGCAGCUUGUCUCCCCCUACUUCACGGAUGCGGCCAGCCGGCUCCGGGCUUGGGCCAUGUUGCUGCUUGUUUUUGCGUGCAUGUACUGGGAGGUUUCGAUGUCUAUUCGCGUGGCUGAAGCUGUGAAGGAGAUGCAAAACGAGUUGGUUGACAAGAGCUCGGAGACGUUUUGGCCGGCAUUUUGGGAAGUUGUUAAGCUUCGCAUGUUGGUGUGGCCGAUUGGUCUCUGCAACAUAGCUGGAACAACAGUCAUCAACCUCGAUUGGCGCAGGUACUUAACGGAACGGACGCUGAAGUUGUACGUUAACAAGGAGCAGGCUUUUUAUCGGCUGGGGCUGCAGUAUGGCAGCGUGGACAAUCCAGAUGCGCGCAUUGCACAGGACAUCGGUUCUUUCACACGUUGGUCGUGCAAGCUCAUGAAGCAUUUUGCCACAGAUGUGUUCAAGAUCUUCAUGAAUUCGUACGCGUUAUUCCAGAUCUCCCGGCGUCUAUUCUAUAGCCUGAUCUGUUUCUCUCUGCUUUACACUGCUGUGUCUCUUGGCCUUUUUGCUGGGCCUUUGGUGCGCAUCCAACGCCGAGUCUUGGCCAUGGAGGCGAACUUGCGACACGUGCUGAUGCGGCUGCGUGAACAUGCGGAGUCGGUGGCGUUUUUUGGAGGGUUUCAGUAUGAGCGAGCUUGCUGUGAGAAGGUGCUGAGCCAGGCGAUUGGGGCGGAGUACCAGCAGAACGGGGUUUCCAUGCUGUAUCACCUCGUCACAGAGAUGUUCAGGACGGGGCUGGAUCUUCUCCCCACACUGGUGGUGGCUCCCAUGUUCUUCUCAGGUCAGGUGACCUUUGGCACCAUCCACCAGUCACGGCUCUUAUUCAAGCACCUCAUGAGUGGCAUGAUGGACUUGGGGAAGGAGCUGGCGGACAUUGCCAAGAUGGGCGCCGACUCCCUGCGCAUCCAAGAGCUCUGGGAUGCCCUUGCGGCGCUGGAGAGGGAGGAGGUCUGCAAGGACUGGGACUCCGAGAAGAGCAAGAUCUACACGGACAGCGACGGGUACUCAAGCGGCCUCUCCCACUUUCAGCUCGAAGAGCUGCCACCUCAUGAAUCCCUCCGGCUGCAGGUGUCCGAGCUCACGCUGCUGCCUCCGCAAGGUGGCACACCGUUGCUGAGAAACCUGAACUGUAGCUUGCAUGCGGGCGAAUCGCUCCUCAUCGAAGGCGCAAGUGGUUCCGGCAAGAGCUCCUUGCUCCGUGCCAUUGCAGGACUUUGGGUGCAGGGUCAGGGGCGCAUUCGUCGGACCAGACGGGAGAGGUGCUUCUUCGUGCCGCAGUCACCCUACAUCUGCUUGGGAUCUUUGAGAGACAACCUGCUUUAUCCACUUCAUGCAGGCCGAGAGGGCGACCCGCCACCCUCAGAGGAGGCGAUCGGCGAGGUCCUGGAGUCUCUGGGCCUUAGCCAGCUUCCCUUGCGCUUUGGAAUGGACCAGGAGGUGGACUGGCAGAAAAUCCUGUCCGGUGGCGAGCAGCAGCGGCUGCAGCUGGCCCGGCUUCUGCUCCACGCGCACUGGGGCGAGGCUGGGGCCGGUCUCCCGAACCUUCGGAGCCGCUUCGUGAAGGGCCAUCAUAAAGAUAAGGAACCAACAAAAAGUCGCUAA
This is a messenger RNA of Symbiodinium natans, 1902 nucleotides long. The record is from the annotation of a GenBank genome assembly. Lineage: Eukaryota; Dinophyceae; Suessiales; Symbiodiniaceae.